AUGUUAUACAUAAUUGGUUUAGGAUUGGGUGAUGAGCAAGAUAUCACUCUCAAGGGUUUAGAAGCUGUCAAAAAGUGCCACAAGGUUUACAUGGAAGCUUACACUUCCCUCCUCUCCUUUGGUCUCUCCACCAAUGGCAUCUCCAACUUGGAAAAACUAUACGGUAAACCCAUUAUUCUUGCCGACAGAGAAAUGGUAGAAGAAAAGGCCCAUGAAAUUCUUGCCCAAGCUCACGAUGCCCAUGUUGCUUUUCUCGUUGUUGGGGACCCUUUUGGGGCUACCACUCACACUGACCUUGUUGUUCGAGCGAAGAAGAUUGGAAUUGAUGUCAAAAUAGUGCACAAUGCAUCUGUGAUGAAUGCUAUUGGAAUUUGCGGUCUGCAGCUUUACCGUUAUGGGGAAACUGUUUCUAUACCAUUCUUUACGGAGACAUGGAGACCUGAUAGCUUCUAUGAAAAGAUUCAGAGAAACCGACUUAUGGGACUGCACACUCUUUGCUUGUUAGAUAUUCGUGUGAAGGAACCCACACUGGAAUCUUUGUGCAGAGGAAGAAAAGCCUAUGAACCACCCAGAUAUAUGACGAUAAACACAGCCAUUGAGCAGCUCUUGGAGAUUGUGCAAGGUCGCGAAGAAUCUGCCUAUACUGAGGAUACCGAAUGUGUUGGGCUUGCACGGCUUGGUAGUGAAGAUCAGAUGAUAGUAGCUGGAACAAUGAAGCAGUUGCAGUCAAUUGAUUUUGGAGCACCUUUACAUUGCCUUGUUAUAACAGGCAAUACCCAUCCUGUGGAGGAAGAGAUGCUAGAUUUUUACAGAUGCAGGACAUAG
This is a messenger RNA of Sphenostylis stenocarpa, 825 nucleotides long. Lineage: Eukaryota; Viridiplantae; Streptophyta; Magnoliopsida; Fabales; Fabaceae. The record is from the annotation of a GenBank genome assembly.